AGUGCUUCCUGUGUCUCAGGCACACUGUAUCUGACAGUCCCUGUGCAUGGCAACAAAUCUUCCACCCUGAUCUGUGUUAUGCAGCCUCCAGCCUAGUGCAUCCUUCUACAUAGUCCUGCAGUGACAGACUGCCAAUUUUCCUUAUUACUUUUAACAGGCUUAAACAAUGGGUCACUUGUAUUUCCAUGUCACAUCUGCCCGUGGUCUGAGGAGGAAACCAGAAUCAAGAAACCACAAUGGAGCCCUCUAAGCAGGUUCGGGUGCUGCUGCUUAACCACAUGGAGAAGCUAGAUAAAAGACUCUUCAGGCUCGAACAGGGCUUUGAGCUACAAUUCAGAUUGGGGCCCACUCUGCAAGGAAAAGAUGUCAUUGUGUAUUCCAACUACCCAUCAAAUGGUGGCAUCUUCGACCGUCAAACUUUCCACCCUCUGCAGUGGCACAACCUAAGCGGCCGGGAGGAAGAUUCAGACAAGUUCUGUAAACUUGAUUUGAAGGUUGCUGGCUCAUACCAAUAUCGAUUCAACCUGUCAAAACAGAAGAAUGGGGAAGGUUACAUCGUGGUGGAUCCGGUGCUGAGAGUUGGAACCGAUAACCAUGUACUUCCUUUGGAUUGCAUCAACUGUCAGACCUUUCUCUCAAAGUGCUUGGGGCCUUUUGAUGAAUGGGAGGACAGGCUGAGAGUAGCCAAGGAGUCAGGCUAUAACAUGGUUCACUUCACACCGCUACAGACACUGGGAAAAUCUCGCUCUUGUUAUUCGUUGGCUGACCAGUUGCAGCUAAAUCCUGACUUCUCCAGGUCGGGGCGGAAAUACAGCUGGAGUGAUGUUGGGAAGCUGGUGGAGAAGAUGAGAAAAGAGUGGGGCAUGUUGUGCAUCACUGACGUUGUAUAUAAUCACACAGCUGCUAACAGCAAGUGGAUUCAGGAACACCCAGAGUGUGGGUACAACCUGGUGAACUCCCCCCACCUGAAGCCAGCAUGGCUCCUGGACAGGGCUUUAUGGCACCUGACCUGUAACGUUAUAGAUGGAAAGUACACUGCACGGGGACUUCCAGCAUUGAUUCAAAAUGACCAGCAGCUUAAUAAUAUCCGUGGCAUCAUGUGGGAGGACAUAUUCCCCAAACUCAAACUGUGGGAGUUUUACCAAGUCAAUGUUUCUAAAGCUGUGGACCAGUUCAGAACCCUGCUCACCCCUGGUGCUCAGAACAAAGGAUCAAAAGCUGAUUCAAAGCACCUUGUGAUCAUUCAGGACCCACAAUACAAGCGCUUUGGGUGCACUGUAGAUAUGGACACAGCCCUCAGCACUUUCAUACCACACAGUAAUGGCCCCUCUGCCAUUGAGGAUUGCUGCACCUGGUUCCGCAAACGGCUGGAAGAGCUGAAUGCUGAGAAGCACAAACAGAUGAACUUCCAUCAUGAACAGGCAGUGAAUUGCACUUUGGGCACCGUGACCUAUGAGCGACUUGCCAAUCAUGGUCCAAAGCUUGGCGCCAUUACCAAGAAAGAUCCCAUAGUUAUAAGAUACUUCACUUUCCCAUUUGGAGCGAUGUCUCUGGAAGAAGAGGAGCCGCUAAUGCACCAGCCAGAGAAAGCAUGUUACUUCUUGGCUCACAAUGGCUGGGUCAUGGGGGAUGACCCUCUACGGAACUUUGCUGAAUCAGACUCCAAUGUGUACCUGCGCAGAGAGCUUAUCUGCUGGGGGGACAGUGUAAAGCUACGUUAUGGUGACAAGCCAUCAGACUGUCCCUAUCUCUGGGAUCACAUGAGGAAAUAUACAGAAAUCAGUGCCACACACUUUCAUGGUGUGCGUCUUGACAACUGCCAUUCCACUCCCAUUCACGUGGCUGAGGAAAUGCUGGCCGCAGCCCGGUUAGUCAGACCCAAUCUUUAUGUGAUUGCUGAGCUGUUCACAGGCAGUGAAUAUAUCGACAAUGUGUUUGUCAACCGCCUGGGGAUAACCAGCCUCAUUCGAGAGGCCAUGAGUGCAUACAAUAGCCAUGAGGAAGGCCGGCUUGUAUAUCGCUAUGGAGGGGAGCCUGUGGGUUCCUUUGUGCAGCCAUGUCUCAGACCACUGGUUCCAGGAAUCGCUCACGCUCUCUUCAUGGACAUUACACAUGACAAUGAGAGUCCAAUAGAACAUCGAUCCGCCUACGAUUCAUUGCCUAGUUCUGCCAUUGUAUCUAUGGCAUGCUGUGCUACAGGCAGUAGUCGGGGGUAUGAUGAGCUGGUUCCACAUCAGAUUUCUGUGGUGACAGAGGAGCGGUUUUACACUAAGUGGAACCCAAAUGUGACUGUUCCCAAUGCUGGAGAGGUGAACGAGCACACUGGGAUUAUUGCAGGGAAGAAAGCACUAAACAGACUUCACCAAGAACUGGCCUCCCAUGGAUUCAUUCAAGUUUACGUGGAUCAGGUAGAUGAGGAUAUAGUAGCGGUUACACGGCACUGCCCCCAUACACAUCAAUCAGUUGUUGCAGUGUCCAGGACGGCCUUUAGAGACCCCCAAACCUCUUUUUACAGCAAAGAGGUUCCACAGAUGUGCAUUCCAGGAACAAUUGAGGAGGUAAUACUAGAAGCCAGGACUGUGGAGUGGAAAACUGAGCCAUACAAAAAGGAUGAGCAUUUCAUUAACGGCUUGCCGCAAUACACUGUGGAGAUCAGGGAACACAUUCAGCUCAAAGACAGUAAAAUUGUCAGGCAAGCAGGAGUCACCACAAAAGGACCGAAUGAAUAUGUUCAAGAAAUAGAUUUUGAGAAUUUGACUCCAGGAAGCGUGAUCAUCUUCAGAGUGGGUUUAGAUCCGAAUGCACAGAAAGCUGCGGGCAUCUUACGUAAUCAUCUGAUCCAGUUCACCCCUCAGUUCAAGUCAGGCAGUCUGCAAGAUGAUGAGCUGUAUCCAAUCCUGAAAGUGCCUUUUACAAACAUUGUCCAUAAACUGUCUUUAGCUGACCUCAACCAAGUAUUGUAUCGAUGUGAUGCAGAGGAACAGGAAGAUGGGGGUGGUUGUUACAACAUCCCAAACUGGACUCCUUUGAAGUACGCGGGCCUGCAAGGCUUACUAUCUGUCAUGGUUGACAUUAGGCCUAAGAAUGACUUGGGACAUCCAUUUUGUGAUAAUCUGCGCUCUGGAGAUUGGAUGAUUGAUUAUGUCAGUAACCGUCUGAUUACACGUGGAGGGGCGUGUGCAGAAGUGGGAAAGUGGUUUGCAGCUAUGUUCUCCUACUUGAAGCAAAUUCCACGUUACCUUAUCCCGUGUUAUUUUGAUGCCAUAUUGGUUGGGGCAUACACCACGCUCUUGGAUGCUGCAUGGAAGCAGAUGUCCAGCUUUGUACAGAAUGGAUCUACCUUGGUGAAGCACCUGGCACUGGGGUCAGUUCAGAUGUGUGGAGUCGGAAGAUUUCCUGCCUUGCCCGUUCUGUCACCUUCUCUGCAGGAUGUGCCCUACCGUAACAACAACAUUACACAGGAGAAAGAGCAGUGCUGUCCUUCACUAGCAGCUGGUCUUCCCCAUUUCUCUUCUGGGAUUUUCCGCUGCUGGGGUAGAGACACGUUCAUUUCCCUGAGGGGUUUGCUGCUCAUCACUGGCCGCAAAACUGAGGCUAGAAACAUUAUUCUUGCAUUUGCCGGCACUCUGAGACAUGGGCUAAUCCCUAACCUUCUUGGCCAGGGCACGUAUGCCAGAUAUAACUGCCGUGAUGCUGUGUGGUGGUGGCUGCAGUGUAUACAAGACUACUGUAACAUUGUUCCUAAUGGCAUAUCAAUCCUGAAGUGUCCGGUCUCCAGGAUGUACCCCAAAGAUGAUUCUUCCCCAACAGCUGCCGGAGAAGUAGACCAGCCCCUCUAUGUCGUUAUCCAGGAGGCUCUGCAACGCCAUGCACAAGGUAUCAACUUCCGAGAGAGGAACGCUGGGCCCCAAAUAGACCGGAACAUGAGAGAUGAAGGCUUUAAUAUCAAUGCUGGGGUGGAUCCGGUAACUGGUUUUGUUUUCGGAGGGAACCGGCUAAAUUGUGGGACCUGGAUGGACAAAAUGGGGGAAAGUGAAAAAGCUAGAAAUAGAGGAAUUCCAGCAACUCCAAGGGAUGGCUCUGCCGUGGAAAUUGUCGGCCUCAGUAAAUCUGCAGUGCGUUGGUUAAAGGAGUUAAGUGAGAAAAAUAUUUAUCCAUACAAAGGAGUUACAGUGCAGAGGAAAGGAAAAGAGGUGCUGCUUACCUACUCAGAGUGGAACCAGUGCGUACAGGAUCACUUUGAGAGAUCUUUCUAUGUCUCAGAGGACCCUUCUGAUCCCAAUGAACAACGUCCAGACCUGGUCCACAAAUGUGGCAUUUACAAGGAUAGCUAUGGGGCAUCCAGUCCCUGGUGUGAUUACCAGCUGCGGCCAAACUUUGCUGUUGCCAUGGUGGUGGCCCCAGAGCUCUUCACUCCUCUCCAUGCCUGGAAAGCUCUUGAUGUUGUAGAGAAGAAGCUAAUGGGACCUUUGGGAAUGAAAACUUUAGAUCCAGAUGACAUGGUAUACUGUGGAAUUUAUGACAAUGAUCUGGAUAACGAUAAUCAUAACCUUGCAAAAGGAUUCAAUUACCAUCAAGGACCGGAAUGGCUCUGGCCCAUUGGGUAUUUCCUGCGUGCCAAGUUAUAUUUUGCAAAACUGAUUGACCGGGAAGCAUACCAGAAAACAGUGGUUUUAGUGAAGAAUGUAUUGUCCCGCCACUACACACAUCUGGAAAGGUCCUCCUGGAAAGGUCUUCCUGAACUAACCAACGAGAAUGGCCAGUACUGUCCCUUCAGCUGUGAGACGCAAGCCUGGUCUCUCUCUGUAGUGCUGGAGGUCCUACAUGAUCUGUAGAGCAUGCCCAUCACUAAACCUUAUUUUGUCAUUGCAUUUGUGAUGUUUCAGGACAGUUUCUCCUUAUAAAGAAGCACAGGGUUGGAUUGUGCAAUAGUACACCUUGUUGAAGAAACUGCAAGCAAAUGAUUGCCUUGAAAUGUGAUAAACUUUGUCACAAGGAUGCUAAUUGAUAAUACCUAAUCACUGAAACCAAUACCUUCCUUUUGAAAUGCUUUGUUUACUUUGCACGUAACACAUAGAAGUCAUAAAAUAAUUACGUUUGUACUAUUGUAUAUGUUUUUCUGUUUUUAAAAAUGUAAAUACAUUCACAGAACCCUGAUAAUUAACUUAAAUUGUUGCUAACUCUCAAUUUAUCAAGAGUAAAUUGACAGUAACUGCUGGGAUUGCUGCUGCAAGACGGGGAUCACAUGUUCAGAGUGUUCCGUUAUAAAGUAGUUUGAGAGAUGCAUGAGUAGAUCUGCAGUGGUGCAGUGCAAGUGGGCUGAUGUCAGUUAGGAAUUAAGAAAACUGCAAAAGAUAGGAAUAACAAAUUAUAUUUAAGUCUGUUACACAGAGAACCAUAAUAUAUCAAUGUCUACAUUACUGUAUCAUCAUAGCAACUACAUGUGAUCUGAGCAUAUAAAACAGUGUAAACUAAUUUAGAUGAGCUUGUUUUCAUGAUGUCACUUGUCUCCCGUAAAUAUCUGUGCAAUAAAGCAUAUGAUAUAACUGUA
Molecule: messenger RNA, 5551 nt
Organism: Pseudophryne corroboree (corroboree frog)
Lineage: Eukaryota; Metazoa; Chordata; Amphibia; Anura; Myobatrachidae
Gene: AGL
Product: amylo-alpha-1, 6-glucosidase, 4-alpha-glucanotransferase
Exons: 34
Coding region: 237-4835 (1532 amino acids)
Biological process (GO): glycogen catabolic process; glycogen biosynthetic process
Molecular function (GO): 4-alpha-glucanotransferase activity; amylo-alpha-1,6-glucosidase activity
Source: RefSeq, a predicted model, not a curated record